AGCACUGGUAGUGGUAAAUGAUGUAUAAAAGGAGUGAAUGCUGAGAUGUAACCACACAUAAAGAAAAGGAAUUCCCUGAUGGUGGGGCACAGCUGCUUUUACAAAGAAAGCAGGCCAGUGUUGAAGAUGAGAGGGAGUUCAGUCCCGCAAGGUGCUGAGCACUGCGGUUCCUGGCUGCAAUCCAGCAAAGCACUCAACUGUGGCUCAGAUGGAUUCAGGGCAGAUAAGUACUGCUCAGCAGAGGGCAUAAUCUCCCAUUACUGCGUGAUGUAUGCACUGAGAGUAGAAAAAGAUGGAAUAACCACUAGAGAGAAGAGCCAGUGACACGACGUAAUCUGAAAAACAUCAGCUAAGGGAAAAAAACCACUGAGGAGGUGCAUGACCACCAGAGCCCCUUUCUGAAAACUCCUGAAUCUUCUAGACACAAGUGGGUUGCCACCCCAAGGGUGGUCUUGGACUAACUUGGCUAUGUAAAGGUGAACACUCACAGUUACCUCUGUCGACCCACAAGCUACAGAUCAAGAAUCCAGACCCGAGAAAACACUGGAUCUGAGGAGUGGUGAACUCUGUCUAUUCACUGUCUGACACUGACGCAUGAGUGACCCUUGUUGAGCAGGGAGUGUCUUAUUUGAAGGAUUCCAAAGAUUUACUUUCCUUGCAACCCUCCAAGUGGGAUGAGACACAUGCACUGCAGGAUCUUCCUGGACUGUUUAUGCCUGUCAGUGUUGCUUUUUCAGCAAAUAUCAGGGUGGUUGAAGUCCUCCAGGAGAAUCAGUGCCUAUGAUUGUGAGGCUACUUCCAACUGUCUGUAGAAGGCCUCAUCUAUUUUCUUCUCCUGUUCAGGUGGCCUGUAGUAAACACCCACAACGCUGUCACCCAUACUAGCUUGACCCUUAAUUCUCACACACGAGCUCUCAAGUCAUUUGUCAUGCAUCUCGGCAGAGCUUGAUAUAUUCCAGUUGCUUAGAGAAACUCCAUCAGCUUGCCUCACCAGCCUGUCUUUCCUAAAAAGGACAUAGCUAUCCAUGACAGCAUUACAGUCAUGUGAGUUGUCCCAUCAUGUCUCCAUGAUCACAACGAGAUCGUGGCCCUGUGAAAUGCACACAGAUCUCUAGUUCUCCCUGUUUAUUACCCACACUGUGUGUACUGGUAUACAGACACUUUUGAGAAUAAAAGGGAGCAGAGAAUGCCAGUUUUCCUCCAGGGAUGCAAAAGAAUCCCCCAUAGCUAUACUCCUAAGACAUCUGGCCUUCAGCCUCAUCUCACAGGAAGCAACUAACAUUUGUCUCUCAUCUGAUUGGCCUGAUUUAUUCCCACAUCAGUUGCAAUGGCAUGAACAUUACCACUUUGGACCUCACCCCUGAAGUCCAUCAGUUUAAAGCCCACCUCACUAGGUUAGCCAGUUUGCUGCCAAAGAUUGAACCACCUCUUCUAAACAGGUGGAUUUCAACCCUCCCUAGCAGGUUAUAAUCUUCACAGAAAGUCCUACUGUCAUAAAAACCAAUGUCUUCUCUCCAGCAUCAGCCACUCAGCCAGAAGUUAUGCAUCAUAUGUCUAUUUCUGGCUUUCCUCUUUCCUCCAACUGGCAAAACUGAAGAAAAGAUAACUUGGGCUCCAGUGUUCUUCACUUGCACUGCCAGGGCUUUAUUGUCUUGUUUGAUUCUUCCCAUGUUAUUGUUUGAUUCUGAUCAUAUAUCUAUAGAUGAAAACAGGAUACAGACAAAAGUUUUGUCUAACAUCAAAUUACUGUUAUCGGGUUGCAAUAUAAGCAUUAUUUAUGUCUGUUGUACUGGUAUUAAAACACUAGUAAAACCAUUAAGUUAUAGUAUGGUACUAAUGAAAGCUAUGUCAGACUCUUAAUCUUAAGUAAACAUUGAAUAUUUUUUUUCUUGUUGUGAAAUAAAGAUUAAACAUUUUAAUUAGUCUAAUACAAAUAAUAUUAUGAAUGUUACUUUUAAGUACUCUAAGGAACAUAAAGAUUUGAGUUCGGGCCUAUGAUAAAUAUUACCAGUGAUCCUAAAAACAUUGGGCAACUGAAAUAAAUAGUGUCAUAUUUCUUUUCCAUUUUGGGAGGCAAGGUAUCUAGCCAAGGUCAAAAAAAGAAAAGCUUCUGCAUUUUGUACGAAACAGAAUUCAACUGUCUGUUUUGCAUCCUUACUGGAUUUAGCUUCCUGAAUCCCUAAGCCCUUUCCAAAGAUCAGAGUCACUGAAUAGCAAUGAUAAUUCCUUUUCCUAUCAGCCUCCUUCCCUGUGUGAAACCUCACAACCCUGCUGCUUGCAUGGGAGGUGGGAUAGCUCCUGAAGGCAGCAGCCCAACUGCUGUAUGAGCUGUUCUCCAUCUGGCUGGAAGUGAGCUGGCCAGCACCCAUGGCAUGGCUGACCUUGCUCCUGGGCUUCGCAUGUCUUCAUUUGACUAGGACUCUGUCAUGCUACUUGAGCAUUGCCUUCUCCUUCUCCUGAAUGCCAGAAAAGCUGGUCCUCUGCCUGGCUACUGAUCAAGCUGUGCAAGUCACAGUCUCUCCAUCUGGUUUAUUCUUGGAAAGACAAAUUAUCUGUUCUUAAUUUAGAAUGCAAAGUCUUUCCCAGCCUACUUACUGCAUCUACAGCAUAUUUAAUUUUGACUAAUUUUUCUGUAAUCUGGAAAGGAGGUCUGGAUGUUUUCUUCUCUCUCUCUCUCUCUUUUCUUUUUUUUUUUUUGUCCUGUCCUCCUUUUCUGUUUGCCAGGAACUAGCCGAAUGUUUCCAAGAUACUCAGAAAUUUUCACUCACAGAAUUGUUUUUCCAUCUUUAUGCAGCUUUCCUAUUUAUUCUCUGUUCCUUUGUAAAAAUAACCUUCUCCCACACCUCCAAGAAGUAACAGCUUAAGCUUUAUAUUUUUACUGUAUUUUUAUUGUCCUUUAGAUACAUCACUACCAACUACACACAUAUAUUCUUUGUUCUCUCUCAGUUGCAAAAAGCCCAACAACACACAUUAACAAGAACUAGUUCCACACAAACAUCUUAUAUCCUUGGUGCCAAAUUGUGAAACACAUAAUCGAUGAUUUAAACAGAUUCUGUGGAUACUUUUAUUUUACUAUAAAAUAAUACAAUGUGAGCAGGCUGAUUUUUCUUAGAUUUUAUUGUAGAAGUACUUGUUUGUUGGUGAACUGUGCCUCUGCCUCUUAGAGGGCAACACAGUUCCGUGCUGUUAUUCAUGUGAUACUCAUGUCAGAUUCUUCAGCUGUUCUGACUGGUGUAGACCAUACCAAUUGUGCUUUACUUCUGCCCAUCCUGUUCACAGAUCAAACAGGAGUAUUUUACAACCAGCAGUUGUUCAGUAUUAACUGACCUGUCUUUGCCUUUUAAAGGAAGGAUGAACUUAUACCAGCUAUGAAUCUGUGAGAGAUAGUGCCAUGUUAACAGUUAUGGUAGCAUUUAUUUAUUUAUUUAUUUUCCUCUAAAACAGAGCAAAACAAACAAACAAAAAUGUAGAAUUUGUUAUUGUUUAUAAACACAAUUUAGGAUUCUGAAGUUUAGCCCACAUAAACUGAUCUGCUGGUUGCCUUAGGAGUUCCACUGACUUCACUGCAGCUUCAAGCUGGUUUUUCGAUAGAACAUGCUGUUAAUAUUUACAUUUAUACACAAACAUAAAAAGAAGACUGUCAGUGUUGAUACUGUUAUGAGAAUUGCAGCAAAAUAAAUAACAUUGUAAGCCCAACUUCAGAUACUUUACAGAAGACAGAGUGAUUAUUUCAUCUGAAGUAAUUCAUUUGGCCCUCUUGCUUUAUUUUUGGGAGUAUGGGCAGGUGGAAUGCUCUGAAUUCUGCUUUUACUUAUUUACUCCUAAAUUCAAAAACAAGCAAACAAAAAAACAACAACAGACAAAAACAAACAAACAAACAAAAACCACACAUCAAAACAAGAUAUUCUUUUAGUUUGUGAUAGGUUUGAAUAUGGUGAAAACAAUUAUCAUCAUCAACAGCAACAACAAAAAUAAGCUAGGAUUAAUUUAAGGACAGUUCAGGUUAAAUUGUUGUCCAAGGAAUAGAAGUGUGAAAUUUGUAUUGACUUCUCUUAUGUCUACCGUUGAAUCUGAAUGCAAAACACGUGUUGCAAAAUAUUUCUUUUUUUUCCCAACUGCCCCCUUCCUGAAUUAAAGCAACAGAAAGAAAGAGGGAGAAAUUUCUACCCCCCUCCAACUAAAAAAAGGCACAUCAAAGGAAGCAUGGUUAUUUUAGUUUCUUUUUUGCUGGGAGAAAGACUUUUACUCAGGCUAUAAUUGAAAAUUCUAGCUUUCAUUCCAGAAAAAAGAGAUCUCUAAGAAAAAUUGUGUUAUUUUCCCCUCUCCCAUACCUAGAAAGCCAAAGAAAUUUAGAGUUUAUAGGUGGUCCUCAGAGAUUAGAGUAAAGGCACUUUGUCUUGUGCAAGCUUCAUAGUUCCCAUGGACAAAAAGAAAAUAUUUUGUCCUUUUGCUUUUUUCUUCCCAUGCAGCUCUGCUUGGCAGCAGGGAUGACAGUUGGAUCUUUUCCUCACACAGUGGCUCACCUCAAAGGCUUUUCUCUUUACACAAUUGUCUUUCAAGCCAUCAAUUUCAAACCUAUGAUUUAUCCUUAGCUGGUAAAACAUAGGAUAAAGCACUGACAUUUUCAGAUUCUUCAGACAGGAAAUUCUUUGUUUUAUUUUUUGUUGUUUUAUUUAAUGUCAUACAUUUUUGAGUGAAAAUGUCACGGGGAUUAAUUAAAAAAAAAUAAAACACAAACAUGAAAACAACAACACUUUGACAUUUCUGAAACUGGAAUAUUUAAUUUAGUUUUGUAGAACAAACCCAGCAGGGUUAUUUUUCAGCCACUGAAAUGUAUAUACAAAUGUGUUUUCCAAAUUAGGUUGAACUGACCAAUUCUCAAACUAAUGUCUAUAUCAGUUCUUAUCCCAACAAAUUAUAAUGGAUCAGAACAAUAGGUUAAUCAAUCAUAGCUAUAGAUUUUGUCUCCAUACUAUUCCUUCAUGAACCAGUGGUUAACAUUUGUAAUAUUUUUUCUCCCUUCAUGUUGUUUAUUUUUUCUACAUGUGAAUGAGUAUAAAAACACUUAUCUACAUAUCUACCCACAUCCUGCAGAGAUAGAACAGUUUUUUUUUUUUUUUUUUAACUCUUGUAGUGGGCUGUCCACAUGUGUGAAAAAAUGUAUGAGGGCUACACAGUUAACCACAUGGGAAAAAUACACAUCUUAUUGUUCUUCUCUGUAUCUUAUAAUAAUUUAUGACUGAAUUCUGACCCGCAGUCUGUAUGAUGUUUUGCUAAACAUCUACCUCUCUCUAGAUCUGUGGAAAAAGUUUAUUUCCAGGAGCUCUAUGUUAACUUAUUCAUUUAUUUGGAUAAAUUAAUGUUCACUCAACUUUUUCCAAACCUCCAGGAAUAUUUUUCUGUGGUGAUCACAAAGCUCAUCACAUGUUCCCUCCCAAGUGGGCUGUCCAUUUGUUCUGAUUGCAUUGCUAAUUCUGCUGGCAGCGAGCAACAGAUCUUCUUAGUGGAGUGAGAUGAUGUUAAGCUUUUAACAUACCUUAGAUGGAAACUGUGUCAGCAGCCAAAGUGAUGCUGGUUGCUGAAAGCUGCCAUAUUGCUGAUUCUUCUUUGCGGGAAACAAUAUGGUAUAUGAGGCCGGAAAAAAAAAAACUAACAGGGUAAACGUUUUCAUCAGUUUGUGACAGUCAAAAUUAUAUCCCUUCAAUGUUAAUAUAAAAAAGCUUAUUGCAAACAGGUGCAUAGACAAAGAAGAGACUGUUUAUCAUAUGAGAAUGCUACUUUGUGUGUAUGCAUGAGUUUUUCUCUUGGUUGAGAAAUGUUUUUUUCAUAAUUUUUGGAAUUUGCGUUCUUGUAUGCCUUUCUUAAGGUGCAGACUACAUAGUUCAUUUCUUUUGCCCUUACUGCUGCACACUAACUGUACCCUGCUAAAAGUCUCCUUCUCUAUGCUGUCUAAUUUGCCUCAUAAUCUCUUCAGCAAACACUUCUAUUUUGCUUUCUUUCUUACUGCUCUAUUCCAUUCCCUUCAGAUGGCACACCUCACACUGCACCCUGUGAAAAGACAGCAUGCUCAGCAAAUGAACAUACCUUGUUUAACAACUGUCAGCAAUGCUUUUAUCCUUUUCUUUCACCUAUUUCUACUUAAUCCUGCUCUGGAGAAUGAAAUGUCACCUAUUCUGCAACGCUAGUAAGUCAGUGAGACUAAUGUACUACAUAUGCUGAAGAAUCACAUUUUCCUAUAUACUGUCUUUUGUGUUCUGGCCAUGACUUCUGAAUGUCUGAGCAAGAUAUGCAGAGCUGAACUUAUUUUCCUGUCUUUUUAGAAAUAAUUAUGAAAAAUUGUGAUAAAUAAUCAUAUAAAAGUUUCUCAAUUUGCACAUAGGCAUAGAUGCUAAAGCUUCUUAGUCUGAGUGAGGAAGAAGAAAGGAGAAGUAAUUCCUGAAGUCACAAACAGCAUAAAGGAAAACUCCAAAACUGUGUUGAAAUGUUGUUUGUUCUUGCUUGUUUUUAUUUACUUAGAUAGUUUUAUUAUUAGCAGGAUACAUUAAGUCUGGAAAAACAUGAUGGCUUUGUUUUAACUUUUUAGAUUUCUCAGAAAGUGUCUUAGCCAAGAGUAAUACUUGUAUAGCACUAGAAUUAUCUUACCAUAAACCUAUCUACCAUAAUCAUUGCAGCAGUGUUACUGUAAUCCACAUCUCUUGUGUAGUCCCAAAAUGUCCUUAAUGUAUUUUUGAGAGUGCAAGGAGAGUACAGUAAGUAUAUGAACUGUUGUUCAAAAUUUCCUGAAUUUAUUUAACACAAAAUUUCAUUUAAAUGAAAGAAAUAUAUUCCUAUUGAACAAUGUUUUUAUUUUUUUUUAAUCAUGUUUAUACCAUUUCCUUAUCUUUUUCAGGUGGUUAAAAAAAAAAAAACAAAAACAAUAAACAACUCUAGGUAAUAGAAAAACAUAUUUUAUAGACAAUUGCAAGAAAAGCUAUCAAAAUACAUAAGAAAACACAUUCAACUACAAGUUGAGCAUUGUUGUUUUUGUUUCCUAUCAUUGUUGAGAUUUUAUGAUUCUUGAAACUAAAUUGUUUAGGGGAAAAUAAAAAGGCUGGACUGAAAAAAAAAAAAAAAAAAGGAUUUCAGAAACUCUCUUCUUUCACUAACUUUUUGACUACUCUAAAUUGAUCACUUGUUUCCCUGACUAAUCUCUAAACAGAGGGCAUAUCCCUUUCACUUGCAAAAGACUCUCACACAAAAUGAAUUACCUUUCCACCACCUUGGUUACUUGCCAGGGAGUACUUUAUUUUUCCACUAGGAAAAAAAAAAUCAGCUUGUAUUUUGCUUGCUAGAGCCUUCUGCAUUUUAAUUCUGAACUCUGAAUGAACAUCAGAGAGGCCUUAUGAUGUUUUGCACAAAAGUGCCUGUGUUCAUAGUUUUACUCAGGGCACCCAAAAUAGCACGCAGUAUGCAGUGUCGUACUGUGAGUUUUCAAAAAUAAAAGCAGGAGUGACUUACCCUGGCAGGAAGCUGUAACGCCGAAAGCUUUUCAAGGAUCUGUGAAGUUAAAAAGAACUUCUUACUUCUCCUCAUCAGUUGUUUAAUUUGACUUUAACGAUACUCACUUCUCCAAACCUUGAAGGCCCUGAGGUUACACAGUGACCUUACCAAUUAAGGGAAAACAAGAGAGAAGCGAUGGAUAGGAGAAGACAGAAGAAUGCAAAGGAAUAGUGAGGCAAUACUUGUGACUGUGACAGGAAUCAAUCUCAGCAUGGAGCUACCUUAAAAACUGUGACCACUUUUUUCCAAAUGAAAAUUGUUUGAAAAGAGGUUUCAGCAUGAAUUGCUCCACUUUCCUCUCUCUUGUGCUGGCACUGGUUCAACUUCAACUUUGUUCUCCAACCACACAGAUCUUCAGUGCUCAAAAGACAGAUCAGUCUUACACAACAAUUCGAAGAGUGAAGCGUGGCUGGGUAUGGGAGCCACUUUUUGUAACUGAGGAAGAGACCUCAACGAUGCCUAUGUAUGUUGGACAGCUGAAAUCAGAUUUAGACAAGGAGGAUGGCAGCCUACAAUAUAUUUUGACUGGGGAGGGAGCUGACAGCAUUUUUUUCAUCAAUGAACAUGGCAAAAUUUACGUGAGGCAAAAGCUGGAUAGAGAAAAGAAAUCCUUCUACAUUCUAAGAGCCCAAGUAAUUAAUAGGAAAACUCGUCAUCCUAUUGAACCUGAUUCAGAAUUUAUUAUCAAAGUUCGAGAUAUCAAUGACCAUGAACCACAAUUCUUAGAUGGACCUUAUGUGGCUACUGUUCCAGAGAUGUCACCUGAAGGUACUUCUGUUACACAGGUAACAGCUACAGAUGGUGAUGAUCCUUCCUAUGGGAAUAAUGCCCGGCUGCUUUACAGUCUCAUUCAGGGUCAGCCUUAUUUCUCUGUGGAGCCAAAGACAGGAGUCAUCAGAAUGACUUCCCAAAUGGACAGAGAAACAAAAGAUCAGUAUUUGGUUGUCAUUCAAGCCAAAGAUAUGGUUGGACAAGCAGGAGCAUUUUCAGCAACGGCCACUGUUACCAUCAACCUCUCUGACGUCAAUGACAAUCCACCUAAAUUUCAGCAGAGACUCUACUAUUUGAAUGUCUCCGAGGAAGCUCCUGUGGGCACAACUGUAGGCAGACUCUUGGCAGAAGACAGCGACAUAGGGGAGAAUGCAGCCAUGAACUAUUUCAUUGAAGAAGAUAGUUCAGAUGUUUUUGGCAUCAUUACUGACAGGGAGACUCAGGAAGGAAUUAUCAUACUAAAGAAGAGAGUGGAUUAUGAGAGCAAGAGAAAACAUAGUGUUAGAGUAAAAGCUGUAAACAGGUACAUUGAUGAUCGUUUCCUUAAAGAAGGACCAUUUGAAGACAUAACUAUUGUACAAAUCAGUGUGGUAGAUGCUGAUGAACCUCCAGUUUUCACCUUGGAGAGCUACGUGAUGGAGAUUGCUGAAGGAGUUGUAAGUGGCUCAUUGGUAGGAACUGUAUCCGCAAGAGAUCUGGACAAUGAUGACAGCUCAGUCAGGUAUUCUAUUGUCCAAGGCUUGCAUUUAAAGAGAUUGUUCAGCAUCAAUGAACACAAUGGAACAAUCAUUACAACUGAACCUCUGGACCGAGAGAAAGCUUCUUGGCACAACAUAACUGUUACAGCCACAGAAACUAGAAAUCCUGAAAAAAUUUCAGAAGCAAAUGUAUAUAUCCAAGUUCUUGAUGUAAAUGACCAUGCACCAGAAUUCUCUAAAUAUUAUGAAACAUUUGUUUGUGAAAAUGCAGUACCUGGUCAGCUAAUUCAAAACAUCAGUGCAGUGGAUAAAGAUGAUUCAGCAGAAAAUCACCGAUUUUACUUCUCAUUGGCUCAGGCCACAAACAGCUCACAUUUUACUGUCAAAGAUAAUCAAGAUAACACAGCUGGAAUUUUCACAGCAGGAAGUGGCUUCAGUAGAAAAGAGCAGUUUUAUUUCUUCUUGCCAAUCUUAAUUCUGGAUAAUGGAUCUCCACCACUUACAAGCACAAAUACACUCACUGUCACUGUCUGUGACUGUGAUACUGAAGUGAACACCUUAUACUGUCGAUAUGGAGCUUUCCUGUAUUCCAUAGGCCUCAGCACAGAAGCUUUAGUUGCUGUUUUGGCUUGCCUACUAAUACUCCUGGUGUUCUUUUUGGCGAUUAUAGGCAUAAGACAGCAGAGGAAGAAGACUCUCUUUUCAGAGAAAGUGGAAGAAUUCAGAGAGAACAUUGUCAGAUAUGAUGAUGAAGGAGGUGGUGAGGAGGACACAGAAGCUUUUGAUAUUUCAGCACUGAGGACACGCGCUGUCUUGAGAACACACAAACCUCGAAAGAAAAUCACCACAGAAAUCCACAGCCUCUACAGACAGUCUCUGCAGGUUGGUCCUGACAGUGCUAUUUUCAGGCAAUUCAUUUCAGAAAAGCUUGAAGAAGCCAAUACAGACCCGAGUGUUCCUCCAUAUGACUCACUUCAGACAUAUGCUUUUGAGGGGACUGGCUCUUUGGCAGGAUCUCUCAGCUCCUUAGGCUCAAAUACAUCAGAUGUGGAUCAAAAUUAUGAAUACCUUGUAGGCUGGGGACCUCCAUUUAAACAGCUUGCAGGCAUGUACACUUCCCAAAGGAGUACUAGAGAUUAGUUAUUCGUUGAUCAUUUGCUUUUUUCCAUAAAUGUUCAGCAAUCAAAAUCAACUCAGUUUUUAAAAAGAAAGUCAUACCACAUCCAAGCACAGAAAUAAAGACCUAAGUAUUGGAUGUGGAGAUUUUCUAAAAAAUCAUACCAGACCUAUCAUUAGUUGAGAGAAUGGGCAUUCUGCAUUUGAAAAAAAAAAAAAAAAAAAAAGAAAAAAAAAAAAAGUAAACUAAGAUUAUGCUGCUUUGGAUAUCAAAACCCCCAUUCUGGGCACAGAAAAGCUGGGUCUUGCAAGUACAGAAGGAGGAAUAUAAGCCAUAAAUGGUUAUUGUAAAUAUUCUGUCAUACACAAGCUUUAAACUGUUUCCAAAGUUGACAGAAUUUUGCUCUCGCAGUUGAAUAUAUUCAUUAAGCAAAGUUAAUUAUUCAUAUUUGUAUAAUGCUUCAUUAUAUAAAUACACUUCUGCGACAAAGUAGAAUGUCAGAAGUACUUAAUAAUCUAUUUAUUUAUUGUAAGAUGAUAAAACUAAAAUAAAUCUCCUUUCCUAUAAAUGUAAAAAUAAAUACCUGUUACAACACCAGCAUACUAAUUUCUAUAAUGAAACUAUUGGGAAAUACAUAAAACCAAUACUUAUUUUAGCAAAUAGGAUAGGAAAAAAAAGAGAAAUUAGUUCAAGUUAGAAUCAAUAUUCAACAUAAAUACUGCAAUUGACCAUGUUAUAUUACUGUACUUAUAACAAAAUAUUAUCCAAGCAUAAGUAUUUAUCUUUAAGAGUUUAAAUAUGACUGAUAUACCAGCAUAGAUCUAUUUUGUUUUUAUUAUGGAAUACAAAAUUAUCUGAAGUAAUCGAUUUUACUAUAACAGUAUUAUGGAUCUUUAAAAUUCUAAGCUGAUGGUUGUAAAACUUUAUAUAUAACAUUGGAUAAUAAGAUAGUAAAAUGUUUUAAUGUUGAUCCAUUUGUUCUGAAAAUGAUCCUGUGUCAUUCUAUUGGACUCAAAUAAAACUUCAAAAUUAAUUUCCCAUUGUGUUUUUUACAAAUAGUCUACAGUUAAUACAAAGAUAUCUCAGACGAUUUCUAUACUCUUACAUACAUAGCUAGUCAACAUCAGUUUUGGAUCUAGGAGUCAUCAAAUAAUCAAAUAUAUUCAAAAUGAUCUGUCUGGAAAAAGGGACCCACUUGUUUUUUAUUUAUUUCACUUCCAUUAGCUGCUUAUUUGACAGAUUUUUAAUCAACGUUUUUCUCCUACGACAUUCUUUUUAAGCUCUUUCAUAAAAAUUACUUUUGAAUUAGAAAAAGCGAUGUAAAUCUUAUGAAAGAAUGAAAAAAAUGCACAUAACAUAUAAUUUCUGCAGUGUUUUCUACAAUUGCUAUUCACCACGGAAAAAUAAGAUAUAGGUUAAGUGGAAAUGUGGCAGCAUAGAGUUCAAAUUAAUGUCAGCUAAAAAUAAAAUGUGGAGGAGUCUGAAAAUCAGGAGAGAGACACAGUGCGAAGUCUGGGAAGAGCAGAGAAACUAUUAAUGAUUCUAGUUACCAGAAAAUAUUGGAGGAUCAUAAAAACAGGUGCACAUAAGCAGCAAAGAGAAAGAGAGUGCCCUUAUUGUUCGGGGAUGGUGAGAACUACAUUUUUAGUAUUAGGUUUAUGGAUUUACACAGAUUUUACCCUAAAAAAAUCCACAGAUGGCCACAGAGGCCUUAAUAGAAUUCCUCAUACUUGCAUGUUGCAUUUAGUGCAAAUAGGAUGAAAGUGUCUGAUCCUUUCUCAAUCCAGAUAGUUUCUCUGGAUGGGGGAAGUAGCUUUGAAUACCUAAUCAUGUUUCCUCUGACAUUAAGAUUUCCUCUGUUGACUGUAAUGAACGGUAAUGAUAGACAAUUUUUGUUAACAGUGCAUACUGUUGUCAAAUCUAGCGACUGCUAUAUGAAAGACAACAAUGACCUACAAUAGCUCUUAAAUGAUCAUUACCCAAAAAGCCCUAGGAUUGCAUUCAUACAACAGGAAAACUGUAUUUGGCUCUGAAGUAAGAAAAUAUUCUUAGUUGCUACUGGCCCACAUCUUGUCAAGUUCCUGAUAUUCUAAGUCAAACCUGUUGAUUUCUUUCCACAAGUGAGGAAAGAAUAAUUGGACUGACCAUGUAACUUCAGAUUUCAUUUGAUAUUUUGUACUUAAUUUCGAGGAAAAAAAAAUAUCUGCAGAAAAGUUUUAUUGAAGUCUCUGUUUACUUAAAGGAAAUGAAAAAAUUGAGAGAUUCCAACAAUUAAUAGUAUGAAAUUAAUAAAGGAUAAGUUAUAAUCUGAAGUAUUUGGUGAGAUCUAUUAAACUCUGUAAUGAUGUUCCUAAGGGAAUCUUCAGUUACCUUUUAAAAUUCACCAGUAACUAAAAGUAGCCACGCUAUGGGCUGAAGUGAAGAGUGAAAAUGUGGUAACAAAAGAUAAAUAUAUAUUCAGCUGCUCUUGACCUGCCUGAGCGAAUGUAAAGAAGUGUUAUCUGGUCAAAGGAGAAGAUCAUACGAACUGUUUUCUAUAUGAAUACUCUGGAACGAUUUUGCUGUUUUUUUGUUUUGUUUUGUUUUGUUUGCUUGUUUGUUUGUUUGUUUGUUUGUUUUCUUUGUUCUCUGUAACAGGUUAAGAACUGGUGAAAUACAUGACUAAACAUAAUCUUGCUUUUUUUCAGACCUCAUCUGUAGGAAUUUAAUUCUGUGUUAUUAGUUUUAUUAUUUAAAGCAAAUGAAAUCUAUGCAUAUUUUAAUAAAUAAUGCUCAUCUGUUUGAAGAUAAGAAAGAAACAAAAAUCACUUGAUAGCAGAUUAAAGUUUUGUACUCAUUAUUGUGUCUCAAAAGGGGGGGGGGGGGGGGGCAGAAGGGGCUUCUUGGUUCAUCCAAAAUAAAAUGGCUUCAUUUAAUUUUCAUUUUGUGUAUCAGGAUGCAGGGUUUUUUUUGUUUUUUUUUUUUUUAAUUGUAACACUGAAAAGCUUUCCUGCUUGCCACACAAAACUAUCUCAGUCUUUAGUUCCCAUAAUUUUUUAUAGUCUUUUUUUCACAGAUGCUGUUAUUACAUUUCUUGAUUUGCUUUUAAAAUUAACACUGGAAAUAUGGUUAGCGCUCAUUCUUAACUGUAGGGGGUAACCCUGUCUGAUGAGAGUAAAAUAUUUUUGACAAGACAGUAUGAAUUUUAUGUUUAAAGUCAGAUAUAAUGUAUGCUCUCUUAGGGGCAGAAGUUGAAGGAGAUUAUGUGAUUUCACAUGCUGGCAGAGGAUAUAUUUACCCUUGAUCCAGAAUAUAAACAAACAUAAAAGAAAUAAUAUGAAAAAUGUCAGUAGCUACUCACAAAGCUUCUCUACCAUAAAUUUAUGAAGUAAAAAUAGAUAAAUAUUUUGAAAAAGUUGAUGCUCCAAAACUGCAAAAUGAUUGCAGCAUCCUUCCUUAUGGGAACAGCUUAUGCAUAGUAAACUUUACACACUGAAGAACUCCUGUGAACACAUCUCUAUCAUAUCACUAAGGACCUUAAUCCAUGAUAAAUCACUCGCAAAGCUUUGUCUACUUUCCCCAAACUGAUGGUUAUAUAAGGUUCUUUCUUUGUCUUCUUGCCUUUCUAUAUGGCUGGGAUUAUUUUUAGCAACCCAAUAAAUAUUUUUCUUUGACAAUACUGCCUGUCAGCCUUAAAUGAUUAAUAUUGCUUUAUAGUAUUCUCCUAAAUGCUAAAUAUUUCCAAGUAAGCUCCUAGUGGAGAUAGCUAUUUCACAAUUGCACACUUCAGGAAAUGCAGGGAAAGAGAAAAGAAUUCAAGGCCAAAAGAGGUCAACCGAUUCAUGUACCUGAUCAUCUCCCAAGCUGGAAACUAGGUGUAAAUUCUGAAAUAUUCCCUUCAGCCCUCUGCCCAUGCCCCAGUACAUGUAUUAGGUUAUUUUUUGUUGUUGGUAUUUGUUUGUUUGUUUGUUUGUUUUUCAGCUCUACUUGUGCUUCUUUUUGAUGUAUAUGAAUAAUAAUUUAAAAUAAAAUGCUCUGAACACUUGA
Molecule: messenger RNA, 14151 nt
Organism: Gallus gallus (chicken)
Lineage: Eukaryota; Metazoa; Chordata; Aves; Galliformes; Phasianidae
Gene: CDH19
Product: cadherin 19
Exons: 17
Coding region: 7818-10148 (776 amino acids)
Biological process (GO): adherens junction organization; calcium-dependent cell-cell adhesion; homophilic cell-cell adhesion
Cellular component (GO): adherens junction; plasma membrane; catenin complex
Molecular function (GO): calcium ion binding; cadherin binding
Source: RefSeq, a predicted model, not a curated record